UAUAAAAGAGUGUCAUGCUAUCCAAGCAGUCCCAAUUAGAUCAAAUUUAGCUGUAAAGCCAAGUCCUAGCCUUUCUCCAUCCCUCUCUCACCAUCUUUGAGAGUUGAGACCACUCAGUCAUCAAUGGAGGAGAAAAAGCAGCCACUCCUUUCCACAGGAGGAGAAGAUCUCCAAAACAAUGAUCACUCGGCCGACCAACUAGAAACACUCCUACCAACGACUAACACAUCUUCACUCACCUCCUCCUCCACCCUCGAUGCCGACGACAUCCCACCGAUCGGCAGAGUCCGAGAUUUCUACAGAGAGUUCUGCACGGAGUCGAAGAAGCUCUGGUACUUGGCCGGCCCCGCCAUCUUCACAUCCAUCUGCCAAUACUCCCUCGGCGCCGUCACUCAGGUCUUCGCCGGCCAGGUCGAUACUCUCUCCCUCGCUGCCUUCUCUGUGGAAAACUCGGUCAUCGCCGGAUUCUCCUUCGGCAUCAUGGUUGGCAUGGGAAGCGCACUGGAAACUCUGUGCGGGCAAGCUUUUGGAGCGGGUCAACUCGACAUGCUAGGGAUCUAUAUGCAGCGGUCGUGGGUGAUUCUUAACUCGACGGCCCUAAUACUGUCGUUUAUCUACAUAUUUGCGGAGCCGCUGCUGAAGCUGAUCGGGCAGACGACGGAGAUAUCGGAGGCGGCCGGGGUGGUGGCCAUAUGGAUGAUCCCUCAGCUCUUCGCGUACGCCAUAUACUUUCCGAUCUCCAAGUUCUUGCAGGCGCAGAGCAAGAUGGCGGCGAUGGCAUGGAUAGCGGCGGCGGCUCUGGUGCUCCACACCUUCUUCAGCUGGCUGCUGAUGCUGAAGCUGGGGUGGGGCCUCGCCGGCGGAGCCCUGGUGCUGAACGCUUCGUGGUGGUUCAUCGUGGUGGCGCAGCUGGUUUAUAUUUUUAGUGGGACUUGUGGGAGAGCAUGGUCCGGGUUUUCAUGGAAGGCGUUUCAGAAUCUGUGGGGAUUUGUUAGAUUGUCUAUUGAAUCGGCGGUCAUGCUCUGUUUGGAAACCUGGUACUUUAUGGCACUCAUACUUUUUGCUGGAUAUCUAAAGAAUGCGGUGGUGUCGGUGGCUGCGCUAUCAAUAUUCAUGAAUAUAUUGGGAUGGACGAUCAUGGUAGCUCUUGGCAUCAAUGCAGCAAUAAGCGUGAGGGUAUCAAAUGAGCUAGGAGCAGCUCAUCCACAAGCAGCGAAAUUCUCGUUAGUGGUGGCAGUAAUAACUGCAUUCAUUUUCGGUGUCGUAAUGUCGCUUAUCUUAAUCAUCACGCGAAACGAGUAUCCAUCCCUAUUUUCGAACGACACAGAAGUCAAAGUUUUUGUUAGACAAUUCACCCCGAUUCUGGCUCUUUGCAUUUUCAUCGACAACGUCCAACCGGUUUUAUCUGGGGUAGCCAUUGGAGCGGGAUGGCAAGCUUCAGUAGCUUAUGUGAACAUUGCUUGUUAUUAUCUAUUUGGGAUCCCUUUGGGUCUUCUAAUGGGAUUCAAGCUCAACAUGGGUAUUAUAGGAAUUUGGUGGGGCAUGAUUUGCGGGACAUUAGUUCAGACUUUUGUUCUUUUCCUGAUGGUUUAUAAAACCAAUUGGAACAAAGAGGCUUCUGUGGCUGGAGACAGGAUAAGAAAAUGGGGAGGUCACACAGAUUCCCAACAAGACGAUCUAGAAAGAUGAAGAGCUAAGAGAUAUUUCGGUUUUCAAGUGAUAAAACGUGACAUUUAUAAGGAGAUUUUUAGCUAUGCCGCCGGGAAAAUAUUGUUUGUCUUCAACGUUUAUCAUUGAGCGACAGCAAACCUAAAUCCCCAUGUAGAAAACGGCAAUAAACCUAAAUCCAUCUUCUGUUCAAUCCUAACUUCAAUACGAUUGACGGUAGUGAGGAUAUAAC
Morus notabilis is the source of this 1900-nucleotide messenger RNA. RefSeq names its product protein DETOXIFICATION 29. Gene Ontology annotation, molecular function: antiporter activity; xenobiotic transmembrane transporter activity. The record is from RefSeq and is a predicted model, not a curated record. The coding region runs from base 124 to 1689 and encodes 521 amino acids. Gene Ontology annotation, cellular component: vacuolar membrane. Lineage: Eukaryota; Viridiplantae; Streptophyta; Magnoliopsida; Rosales; Moraceae. The transcript is spliced from 8 exons. Gene Ontology annotation, biological process: xenobiotic detoxification by transmembrane export across the plasma membrane.